This is a messenger RNA of Brassicogethes aeneus, 1136 nucleotides long. The record is from the annotation of a GenBank genome assembly. NCBI's taxonomy places the organism in Eukaryota, Metazoa, Arthropoda, Insecta, Coleoptera, Nitidulidae.
CGACGAAAGAGUACACAUCUAUAAUUUUUUUGAAAUCGAUUGAAACAAAAUAAGUUCGACUAAUUUUUUCUUAUUUUUUUCAGUUGUCUGUGAUAGAGUGCAUUACCCACGUUAGAUUUAAUUAUUUAUUAAAAUGGCCUUAGUCGUAGAUUCGUUUAGGACAAUAAACUCAUAUUUAAACAAAUACCAAGAUCCGAGAACAGCGGAUUGGCCGUUAAUGUCUAGUCCUUUUUACACUUUAGGAAUAUGUCUCUCUUAUGUAUAUAUAGUAAAGGUUUUGGGUCCAAAAUUAAUGGAAAAUAGAAAACCCUUUCAACUCAAGUGGAUUCUAGUAUUUUAUAAUUUAUUCCAAGUAAUAUUUAGCACAUGGAUUUUCUACGAAAUUUGCAUGGGUGGAUGGGCGACCGGAGAGUACAGCAUAAGAUGUCAGCCUGUAGAUUAUUCCAAUAAACCUAGUACAGUGCGAAUGGUGCACGCGUCCUGGUGGUACUACUUUUCCAAAUUUACUGAAUUUAUGGAUACGAUAUUUUUUGUUCUACGUAAGAAAAACGACCAUAUCAGUACCCUACACGUUAUCCAUCAUGGUGUUAUGCCCAUGUCCGUCUGGUUUGGCGUUAAAUUCACUCCAGGUGGCCACAGCACAUUCUUUGGAUUUUUAAACACAUUCGUGCAUAUCAUUAUGUAUUCCUACUACAUGUUAAGUGCUUUUGGACCUUCUGUACAAAAAUACUUGUGGUGGAAGAAAUACCUCACCACCUUCCAAAUGGUUCAAUUCGUUGCCAUAAUGCUCCACGCCUUCCAACUGCUCUUCAUCGACUGCAACUAUCCCCGUGCCUUUGUCUGGUGGAUCGGAAUGCAUGCCGUCAUGUUCUUCUUCCUGUUCAAGGAGUUCUACAACCAACAGUACACCUCCAAAGCGAAAAAGGCCGCUGCUGCAGCCCCCCAAAACGGCAAAGUGAAAAACGGAGCGUCCACCACCAACGGCUACUCGAAAAAGAACGGAUUCAAAAAUGCCAGCGAAUAUUACAGCAAUGGCGACGUACGGAACAGGAUAAAGUCGCAGUGAGAUUUAGUCGAUUGAAAUUUUGUUGGGUAGUUUUCUAAGUGGAUCGACCAAUGUGCAAGUAUGCAUUAAA